This is a messenger RNA of Quercus lobata, 885 nucleotides long. RefSeq names its product putative receptor-like protein kinase At3g47110. The record is from RefSeq and is a predicted model, not a curated record. NCBI's taxonomy places the organism in Eukaryota, Viridiplantae, Streptophyta, Magnoliopsida, Fagales, Fagaceae. The coding region runs from base 1 to 885 and encodes 294 amino acids. The transcript has a single exon.
AUGAAUCUUUGCACCCAAUGUCCUAAUCUUCAAGGACUGUAUAUUUCCACGAAUGAAUUCAGCGGUAAGCUCACCUCACAGUUUAAUAACUGUACAGAGCUUUCUGUCUUAUCUCUGUCAAAAAAUAAGUUUGAUGGACGUAUUCCAAAAGGUUUUAGGAGUUUAGAAAAGCUUGAAGUGCUAGAUCUUGGAAGUAACAAUUUAACUGGAAAUAUACCUCCUGUCAUAAGCAACUUGUCAAUGUUACAAGAGUUUGCCAUCGAAUUAAACAACGUGAAAGGUGGCAUUCCAAGUGAUUUAUGGUGUCUCCAAAAUUUGAAAAUUUUGGUAUUUCAACAUAAUGAUCUCACUGGGGCAAUACCCCAAAAUAUUUUCAACAUUACCUCUCUACAACAGCUUAGCUUGGUUGAAAAUUCCUUUUCUGGAAAUCUUCCAUUAGAUACUUGGAUCUCUUGCCCUAAUCUUGAAAUUCUAGUACUUGGUUUCAACAAAAUUAGUGGUCAUAUCCCAUCAUAUCUUUCAAAUAUUUCCAGCCUCUUCAUAGUAAAUUUUUCUGUUAACUUUCUCUCUGGACAUAUACCCAGAAAUCUUGGGAACUUAAAAAAUCUAAAAAUGCUUGGUCUAGGUGACAAUCAGCUGACAGCGGAGCCUGGAUAUCAAGAGCAUAGUUUCCUUUUAUCUUUAACUAAUUGCAGAUUUUUGGAGGAGCUAUAUUUAUCCACCAAUCUCUUGAAUAUUACAAUUCCGGAUGCCAUUGGAAAUUUUUCACUUUCGCUUAAAGUCUUUGAUGCAAGUGAAAACCAACUAAAGGGUCAAAUUCCAAUGGGAAUUGGUUUCUUGAAAAACUUGUACACACUUGAUUUGUUGGGCAACAAUUUGACCUGA